Brassica rapa (field mustard) is the source of this 999-nucleotide messenger RNA. RefSeq lists its product as uncharacterized. NCBI's taxonomy places the organism in Eukaryota, Viridiplantae, Streptophyta, Magnoliopsida, Brassicales, Brassicaceae. The record is from RefSeq and is a predicted model, not a curated record.
AUGAACAAACCAUUGUUCCUGCACAUUGUGGAUCGACUCUCUAACGAAGUUGACUUCUUCCGCCAAAAGAAAGACGGUCUCGGAAGGUUGGGUCUAUCAGCACUCCAAAAGUGUACGGCAGCCAUUCGUCUAUUGGCGUAUGGUACUGCUGCGGAUACGGUCGACGAAUACCUCCGCCUUGGUGAAACUACAAGUCGGUCAUGCUUGGAGAAUUUUGUGGAAGGUAUUAUACAUUUAUUCGGUGUUGAGUACCUAAGAAGACCAACACCGGCUGACCUUCAACGACUACUUGAUAUGGGAGAGUACCGUGGAUUUCCCGGGAUGGUAGGAAGCAUCGAUUGUAUGCACUGGGAAUGGAAGAAUUGUCCCACCGCUUGGAAAGGGCAAUAUUCGCGUGGUUCGGGUAAACCAACAAUCGUUUUGGAGGCGGUUGCUUCAUACGAUCUCUGGAUAUGGCAUGCGUUUUUUGGACCUCCAGCUCCGCAAGUGACUUACUCUGUCAAUGGAAGAGAGUAUCACUUGGCUUACUAUCUGACCGAUGGUAUUUAUCCGAAAUGGUCAACUUUUAUCCAAUCUAUUUCACUACCACAAGGGCCGAAAGCAAUUUUAUUUGCGCAACAGCAGGAAGCUGUCCGAAAAGAUGUCGAGCGUGCUUUUGGAGUCUUGCAAGCUCGGUUUGCCAUCGUUAAAAAUCCAGCACUUUUUUGGGAUAAAGUCAAAAUUGGAAAGAUUAUGAGAGCAUGUAUCAUACUCCAUAAUAUGAUAGUAGAAGAUGAACGCGAUGGAUACACGCAAUUUCAUCUUUCCGAGUUCCAACAUGCAGAAGACAACGGAAGUUCACAUGUGGAUCUCAACUUUUCUACAGAUAUCCCUUCAAAUGUCGCCAAUAUGAUGGGUGUUCGAACUAGAAUUCGUGAUAGACAAAUGCAUGAACAACUAAAAGCUGAUUUGGUUGAACAUUUGUGGAAUAAAUUUGGACAUGAUGAAGACAACAAUUGA